Parus major (Great Tit) is the source of this 7202-nucleotide messenger RNA. RefSeq names its product bromodomain and PHD finger containing 3 (gene BRPF3). The transcript is spliced from 13 exons. Gene Ontology annotation, cellular component: MOZ/MORF histone acetyltransferase complex. The coding region runs from base 2930 to 6496 and encodes 1188 amino acids. Gene Ontology annotation, molecular function: protein binding. Gene Ontology annotation, biological process: regulation of transcription by RNA polymerase II. The record is from RefSeq and is a predicted model, not a curated record. NCBI's taxonomy places the organism in Eukaryota, Metazoa, Chordata, Aves, Passeriformes, Paridae.
UUCUUAAAUAGCUCCAUGGGCGUCUGUUCCCCAUUGCACAGCAGUGGUUUUUAAAUCCAGUGCCUGCAUGGAGCUGAGUGGCUGCUGGUGCAGGAGAGCUUUGCUGAGGAACAUCUCCAGACCUCUUGUUUGGCUUGAUGUCCCAAAGAGGGGCAGCCUUUGGUAACAACAAACCCCAAACUCUUUAGGACUAUAGGAGCUGUAGCCACAGCCACUAGUCAUGGUGCACCAGAGUCCAAUGAUAGCCAUGUUGUUCCCGUCUUCUGCUGCAUACCAAAGUCCAGGUGCCCUUUUUGCUGCAAGUCACUGAAGUUCUUCAUUGUUGAAGAACCUGUUUUUUGGCUGGGAUCACCAAGCUUUGCCAAAAGAAAGGGCCAGGAAACUCCCCCAGCUGCAUUGCCUCGCGCUCCAGCCUUGCAUCCUCUGCACAUGAGAAUGUAAAAGGUGCUGUAAAAGGAGUUCAAGGUUGUUCAGCAUGGGGAAGCUGGAAGGAAGGACUGCUGCAUGAAGGAGAGUUGGGAAAGAGACUGAGGUCUUCUGCAAUGCGAGAAAAGGGUUUCUGACCCUUGGAGAUGGCUAAGGCAGCACUGUAUGGGUGGAAAUCUAUUCCAGGCUGUGUGUAUAAUAGGGGCCUGUAGUGUGAUGUUGUACCAUAUACGUUGAUCUCUUUGUGUUUUUCAGGGGGGCUUUAGCUCCCUUUCUAGUAAAUUUGAAUAUCAUGAUGGUGGGCUUGGUUUUUCAGUCACCUAUUGCAGCUAUUGCCCACAGCUGUGAAAGCUGCUGCUCAGGAGAAUCAAACCACUCCCGAAGGAACUCCUUGGGUAGAGUUAAAUUCAUUCCCAGCAGCUCUAUGAAUUGUAGCCACCUUGUUUGCUCUGUUGUACUCUCUGGGAACUUCACCCCCUGCUCCCAUUGUAAUCCCCAGUAGAAAUGGGUGACAGGAGCUUUUAGUAAUGCCUUGAGCAUAUUGUGGCAAUGCAAAGGAUGCUUGAAUUUUCUGCUUUCACAUCAGCAACCUUUGUCCAUGGCAGGACAGAAUCAGCAUGGGCUGAAAUAGCAUUUAACCCCACACAUGUUGAGUAUCUUUAGCAUUUCAGUGUGCACAGGUGCUGUUUGCAGAGGGAUUCUUUUUUAUGUGUAGCUGGGAGGUGUUCUCAAGUGUACCAAGGGGAUCAGAACAUUCCUAGGUUGCUGCUUAGAAAUUUCUGUUGUUGUAGACAAGGUCACAGCGCUCAGCUAGGUGUGUCUGAGUUGAUUUUGUUGCGGCUUUCAAGGUAUUUUGGAGGUGUCUCUCCUAAUAUCCAGGAGUAUGUCUCAUUCCAGGCACUCAGCUGUCGCUGGCAGCAAUUUCCAUGCAAUUUUAAAUGCUGCUUCAUAGUGCUAAGUAAUUGUGUGCUUUACAAAAGCAUUGUUUUAUGGCAGUUGGUUGCUGUGGUGCAAAGCCCACUUUGGGGUAAUUUGUCUAGAAAUACACUGAUUGUUUCAGUAAAGGAACUCUGCAUAAUUGUUUUUCCCAUUAACAGAUAAAACAGCCCUUCCUUCAGGCACUUGUUUCACUGAAAUUUCCUUGUCCCUCAGCAUUCCAAGCAGUUGGCUAUUGUCUCAUUUUUCCUGAACACAAUAUUAAUGACUUGUGUGGUCAGCUCAUAAUAAUUACUUUAUCCCCCAUAUAUCUUUUUGCCUCCAAUAUCCUCUUGGCUUGUACCAGACUGAAUUAUAACAGAGCUGUUUGUCAGCAGGAUUUUCUUUGGUUUGUUUGGGUUUUUUAUUUUUAUUUUAAUUUUAUUUUAUUUAAUGAUCAAGUUUCCUUUAUUACUUCUUUUUAAAAUUCUUUUUUCCUACUUAUUGAAGCCACUGGAGUUCAGCUAGGAUGAGUGAAGUUGGGUGUCUGCAGUGUGUGUGGAUCAAGUGACUGAUUAAAGUUUUAAGGCAAAGGUACCACCAAAAUUUGUGGUACCUAUAUGUGCAGAUAGAAGUUAUCAUCUUUUAUUUUACAUCUGAAGUAAAAUUGUGUUUACAGGCUCCAUCAUUAUGGGUGUGCAUACUGAAACUGGCACCUGCAGUUUAUUUCUGUGGAUGCAGGGAAUAGUUUGGAAACCUUUCCCUGAGCCUGUUUGUUUCUUAAGACACAGGUGGUGUCAUGACUUAAUCUCAUGGUUAACAGAACCAGUACUUGAAAAAAGUAUUGCUCCUGGAAUUUGCUCCUUCUUUCUGGAAUAAGCUUGGACUUCCUGUAGGUCCUGGUCCUGUGAGAUGCUGCUUGCUGUGGCACACAGUUGAGAGUUUCUGGAACUAUGUCCUUCAUGAAGCACAAAUACUGCACUGGCUGAGUACGAAUUGUGGGUUUGUGGUAUGUUUCCUUGUCUGUGGGUCCCACAGAAAGGGACUGAGUGUGUAGAUUGCUUUAAAUAAGGGUGAGGUGUUGGUUCAGGCUUCUGCAUAGCAACAGAUAAGCUCCGGGCUGGCUUAUCUUCUCACAGAGAAUUUACAUUUGCUUUUCUUUGUCUUCUUUCUGACUUCUUUUAGCCUCAGCUUGUUUAUUCCCAUAAGUCAUGUUCCCAUCCUUGACUCUGCACUUCUCUCUUGCAUUACUCACUUGGCUUCCUCUCUGCUUUCCCUCUUUGCCAGCUCCCUCCUUCACCCUCUGAUCACUGAGCUGCUGCCACCGUUUCUGAAUCCUCCCCCAGACCAUCUCCCCAGGCUUCUCCUCUGCUCCCCUCUGACAGGCGCCUCCUUAAUGUCAGCAGCGACUCUCAGCUAAUUAUCUGGCUUGCUGAUUAACAGUUUUCGAGGGCAGAGCUGCCUGGGGCUUUUUGUUAAGGCUCUGAGCAAAUGCCAUUUUAUGGCUCCUGGUGCUGGAAGCUGUCUUGCUGCUUUUCCUGCUCGUAGCCCUGUGGAUUCUCCAUAGCCAGGUGGCUCAGAUGGAUGAAUGGGAAUUGUGGCUCCAGAGGGACUAAUGCCAGAGCUUGGUCUCUGGACCACAGGGAUGAGGAAGCCUCGGAGGAGGUGCCGGCAGCACUUGGAGGGGCGGCGUUCUCCCUCUCCCUACAGCCUCAAGUGCUCCCCCACCCGCGAGACGCUGACCUAUGCCCAGGCCCAGCGCAUCGUGGAGGUGGACAUCGACGGGCGGCUCCAUCGCAUCAGCAUCUACGACCCCCUGAAGCUCAUCACCGAGGACGAGCUGACAGCCCAGGACAUGACUGAGUGCAACAGCAACAAGGAGAACAGUGAGCAGCCCCUCUUCACUUCCAAAUCUAAGAAAACACCUUCCAAAGGCAAGAAGGAGUCCUGCUCCAAACAUGCACCAGGGAUGUCUUUGCACUUGCCCCAGCCCAAGUUCCGUGUGGUGGAGUCCUUCAGCCAGCCAGAUGCCCGUCCCCUCCCUGCUGCCUACUACCGGUACAUUGAAAAGCCUCCUGAGGACCUGGAUGUAGAAGUGGAGUACGACAUGGAUGAGGAGGAUCUGGCAUGGCUUGAGAUGGUCAAUGAGAAGAGAAGGGCUGAUGGUUAUGGGACAGUUUCUGCUGACACUUUUGAGCUGCUGGUGGAUCGGUUGGAAAAGGAGUCGUACCUUGAGAGCCGGAACAACGGGGCUCAGCAGUCCCUCAUCGAUGAGGAUGCCUUCUGCUGUGUCUGCAUGGAUGAUGAGUGUCACAACAGCAAUGUCAUCCUGUUCUGUGACAUUUGCAAUCUGGCCGUGCACCAGGAGUGUUACGGUGUGCCCUACAUCCCCGAGGGGCAGUGGCUUUGCCGCUGCUGUUUACAGUCCCCUUCUCGCCCUGUGGAUUGUGUCCUUUGCCCGAACAAAGGGGGAGCCUUCAAGCAGACCAGUGAUGGCCACUGGGCUCACGUGGUCUGUGCCAUCUGGAUCCCAGAAGUCUGCUUUGCAAACACUGUGUUCCUGGAGCCCAUCGAAGGGAUCAAUAACAUCCCUCCAGCUCGCUGGAAGCUAACAUGCUGUAUCUGCAAGCAGAAGGGCAUGGGAGCUGCUAUCCAAUGCCACAAGGUGAACUGUUACACUGCCUUCCACGUCACCUGUGCACAGAGAGCCGGUCUUUUCAUGAAGAUUGAACCCAUGAGGGAGACCAGCAUCAACGGCACGACGUUCACCGUGCGCAAGACUGCCUACUGUGAGAGCCACUCCCCGCCAGGCACAGUGAGAAGAGGGUCUCCAGCUGGUGGUGGUGAUGGGCAGGCGGUCACUGUGAAGGAGGAGGGAGUGGAAGAACCCCAUUCUGGCCCUCCCAAAGGGUCUGUGAAGAAGAACCAAGUGAAAUUGAAGCAAAAGAUCAAAAAGGAGCCUAGUGACGUGACCAAAAGGCGUUUGUCCAUGCCUGUGGUGACCAUUGCACAAAUUCCCUCUUACAGGCUGAACAAGAUCUGCAGCGGGCUCUCCCUGCAGAGGAAGAACCAGUUCAUGCAGAGGCUGCACAACUACUGGCUGCUGAAGCGGCAGGCAAGGAACGGGGUGCCCCUGAUACGGCGGCUGCACUCACACCUGCAGUCCCAGAGGAACACUGAGCAGAAGGAGCAGGAUGAGAAGACAAGUGCAGUGAAGGAGGAGCUGAAGUACUGGCAGAAGCUCCGGCAUGACUUGGAGCGGGCUCGACUGCUCAUUGAGCUCAUCCGAAAGAGGGAAAAGCUCAAACGGGAGCAGGUCAAGGUGCAGCAGGCUGCCAUGGAGCUGCAGCUGACCCCUUUCAAUGUCCUGCUCCGCACAACCCUGGACCUGCUGCAGGAGAAGGAUGCUGCCCAGAUCUUCACAGAGCCUGUUAACCUGAACGAGGUUCCAGAUUACCUGGAAUUCAUUUCCAACCCAAUGGAUUUUUCCACCAUGAGGCGGAAGCUGGAGUCCCACCUGUACCGAACCUUGGAUGAGUUUGAGGAAGACUUUAACCUUAUAGUUGCCAACUGCAUGAGGUAUAAUGCUAAAGACACGAUUUUCCACCGAGCAGCUGUCCGGCUCCAGGACCUCGGGGGAGCGAUUUUGCGUCACGCGCGGCGCCAGGCCGACAGCAUCGGCUUUGACACUGGCGUGGGGAUUCACCUGCCUGAGUCGCCCAAGCCCCAUGACUUUUACCGCUUUUCCUGGGAGGAUGUGGAUAACAUCCUGGUCCCGGAGAACCGGGCUCACCUGUCCCUGGAGGUGCAACUGAAGGAGCUGCUGGAGAAGCUGGACACGGUGAGCACCAUGCGCUCCAGCGGUGCACGGACGCGGCGUAUCCGGCUCCUGCGGCGCGAGAUCAACUCCAUCCGCCACAAACUGGCCCAGCAGCAGAGCAAGGCCCUGCCCAACGGGGACACUGUGCCACGGGAGGGGCUGGAGACAACAUCCAGGGAAGGGGAUGAGGAAAGGGAGAAAGGAGAUGGUGCCAAGCUCCCAUACCCUCCAACCCUGGAGCCCACAGGACCAGCACCCAACCUCUCAGAGCUGGACUCUCUGCAGGACCCUCCAACACUCAAACCCAUCAGUGAAAGCAGGUCCUUGAACCAGCUGCAGAGGAGGAUGGUGUCGGACAGGGAGCUCUUCGACAAGAAGUCUCUGCAGCAUGAGAGCCAGGCUUUCCAACGCCUGCUGUCCAACAACAGCCUCAACGGCCUGGCUCUGCCCCCUGCAGACAGCCCUGCCAGCCCUGCCCUCAGCAGCGUGGGCCGGCGGACAUCUGUCCUUUUUAAAAAAGCCAAGAAUGGCAUGAAGCUGCAGAGGAGUCUGGAGUGCUCGCUGGAGAAUGGGGAAGAGCACAGGCAGGGCGGGCAGGGCUCACCCUCCUGCCCAGAUGGGGAGCGACAGGCACAGAAACGGCCCCAGAGCAGGACCUGCAGUGACAGCAAUGGAGAGAAAUCACCCAGGCAGGCAGCACAGAGAGGAGUGACCAAUGGUUUUGCAAAACGUGCAGGGAGUGGCUCUGACUCGGAGUGCAGCUCUGCCCUGGGCAGUGGGCUGGUGUUUGAAGCCUGCAGUGGUUUGAUGCCUCCCAAGCGGAGUCGAGGGAAGCCGGCUCUUUCUCGGGUGGCCUUCUUGGAGGGUGUGAAUGGAGAUUCUGAUUUCAGUGGCUCAGGCAGGCCUCUCCUGAUGUCCUUUGAUAGCCAGACUGAGCUGGAGCCCCUGGAGCUCGUGUGGGCCAAAUGCCGUGGUUAUCCCUCCUAUCCUGCCUUGAUUAUUGACCCCAAGAUGCCACGCGAGGGUUUGCUGCACAACGGAGUCCCCAUCCCUGUGCCCCCCAUGGAUGUCCUGAAGCUGGGGGAGCAGAGGCAGACAGAGGCAGGAGAAAAGCUCUUUCUUGUCCUUUUCUUUGACAACAAGAGAACCUGGCAGUGGCUGCCACGGGACAAAGUCUUUCCCCUGGGUGUGGAUGACACCGUGGACAAGCUGAAGAUGAUGGAGGGACGCAAAACCAGCAUCCGCAAAUCGGUGCAAGUGGCCUAUGACCGAGCCAUGAUCCACCUGAGCCGAGUGCAGGGGGACAACCCCUUCAUCCCGGGCUCCUACCUGUGAGGGGUUGCUGGGCCAGCCCUCCUGCUCCUCCACACGUCCAGCUCACUGCACUGCAGGGUGCAGCACCUCCAGCAGCUGCCAGCACUCCUCAGAGUACCCUGAAAUGUGCCAAAAAACACCUUGUCCAGCUUCUUCCUGAAUGUGUCUUGCUGAAGAGCUGGCAGAAGAUGAAAUGUAGUCUACAGGGAGUAAGGUAGGUAGGAAAAGCUGACAGGUGGCAGGAGCCAAGGUGAGUUGCUGCAGUGAGCAGAGCACACAGCUCUUGGAUGUUUGGACGUCAUACACCAUCCCCUGCUCCUGCCUCCCCUGGACUGCCAGGGUUUUGAGUCAUCAGCCAGUCCCAGGUAAUUCCUGGGAACCUGGCACCCCCAGGAUCUUUAGAGGAAUCCCAACUGGACUUUCUUGUGCCAAAUUUAACCUAACCAUUGUUGGCCUUUUCAUUUUUCUUUAUAUGACAUUGUCCUGUCACAUAAAAACCCCACAGAAUUGUAGCUGGGAGCUCUGAUUGUGAUUCUCUUGCCUAUGUACAUCGUGUUUUCAUGUUUAGAUUUCUCUCACUGCAUUACAAAAAGCUUGAGAUUUUGGUAACCUUCCCCCCCUGCACAGUUUCAUGCACAGAUGCACAGAGCUUUAAAGAUGAUAAUCAAAUUACCUGAUCUGUGUCUAUAUGUAUGUCCUAGCAAUUGAUUUAUAGUUUCACAUUUCA